GGCACUGAGGAGGAAACACACACACAGACACACACACACACAAAGACAAGAGGCUUAUUGUAUCCACACACACACACACACACACACACACACACACGCACACACUUAGUUGCUGGUCACUCACAGACACACUCUUCAUUGGACUCUGGACUGACCACUUGAGGAUACAUCCCUCAGGACUCCAUUUCCCAUCAUGCACGAGUGGAGCAUCUCAGAGCUCCAGGGCGUCUCCACCCAGCAGGGGGUCUCCACCCGACGGACUACCCAGGACGGAGCUUCCAGGAGCUCCAGGUGGAGGAGGGGGGCCGUGCUCUGCGGCGUCUGCCCAUCGGGGGCGGCUCCUGUCUGGGCAUGGUGGCUGGUGCUGAGUGCCCUGGUGGUUCCUGGAGUCUGGAGCUUUCUCAGCGAGGAGCAGGAGGAGCUGCUGGUGGAGCUUCACAACCACUACAGAGGACUGGUGUCCCCCAGCGCCUCCGCCAUGAUGCCUCUGAAAUGGGACCCGAGUCUGAAGCUGAUCGCAGAGGGCUACGCCACUAAGUGUGUCUGGAACCACAACCCGGAGCUGGAGGACACCGGAGAGAAUCUGUUUGCCGGCACCGGGCCCCUGGACCUCCGGGAGGCCCUGGAGAAAUGGUUCCUGGAACAUCAUGACUACAACUUUCACAACAACAGCUGUGACGAGGACAAGAUGUGUGGACACUACACACAGAUGGUGUGGGCGGACACACACAGAGUCGGCUGUGCCUUUCACCUCUGUAACAAUAUGGAGGGUCUGCAGUGGGAGAGAGUCUCCUACCUCGUCUGCAACUACUUCCCAGCAGGAAACUAUGAAGGCGAGCGGCCGUACGUCGAAGGUGACUGGUGCUCGAGAUGUCCUGAGAACCUGCAGCAGUGUGAAAACAACCUGUGUGUGGACGACUUUGAGGAGGAGGAUGGUACCGACUGGGCGACGCUCGCUCCUCAUCUGGUGACCUCAGACCCCGCCCUUCAUCAUGAGGAGCAGGGGGAUAAGGAGGAGGAGGAGGAGGAGAAGAUUGUUCCUCCUCCUCCUCCUGCAACAACUGAAGUCGAGCCUUCCACCACCUUCAUCCCCAUAUUGAUCUCUGAGGACACCCCGCCCCCAGUCACUACCCCUCCAAACAUCUACUCAACUGGACUGGGAGAGGAGGAGAGGGGGGAUAGAGUGUUGGAGGAGGAGGAGGAGGAGGAGGAGGAGGGGAAGAAGGAAGAGGAGAGGGAGGAUGAAAUGUUGGAGGAGGAGGUGAAGAAGGAGGAGGAGAGGGAGGAUCCAGUGUUGGGGGAGGAGAUGAAGAAGGAGGAGGAGGUGAAGGAGGAGGAGGUGACGGAGGAGGAGGUGAAGGAGGAGGAGGUGAAGGAGGAGGAGGUGAAGGAGGAGGAGGUGAAGGAGGAGGAGGUGAAGGAGGAGGAGGUGAAGGAGGAGGAGGAGAGGAAGGAUACUCUGGACAAGACGGACAGAGAAAGAGAAAUAGAAGAAGCACGGAAAAGACACCAGAUCCCGAAAGUAAGACCGAAUUCUGGAUCAGUAUCAUCACCUUCUCUCCUGUUAGCGUCUCUGACUGGGAUCCUGAGUCUGAGGCUGUGAGGAGGAGGAGGAGGAGGAGGAGGAGGAGGAGAUAACCUCACCUUACACUUGCAUUGACUUGUUAACCUGAACCUGUGGUAACAGAGUGAAAUGGGUCAAAUUAAUAAUUCACACUCAUCAGGACGAACAGCUGCCGUUUUCAUAACAUCUGCAUGCGUCUGGUCUGACAUCUGGAUCAGACCACACGUUCAUAACCUGAAUCUGAAAUCCAGAAACGUUACUGACGACUUUUUAAAUACGUUGUUUUCAGGUUGACGAAACAAAUUUGACAAUUUCUUACUCACAAACGUUUGAAAUGUCUCGUGGACGCUGGUUCAGAGUCGGUGGAUCGUUUAUCUUCAGGGUGAAAGUGGCGUCGCUGUGUCUCAGCUCAUGAAACUUUGAAUAACCAGGAAACAGAGUGUGAGACGUGUUUUUUGUGUUUUUAGUUUUUAGUGAAUGCAGGAGAGAUGAUUGUUAAAAGGUCAAACUGACGACCCUGCUUCUUCUUGAUAUAUAUCGACUGUACGACUUAUACUCGCUCAGAACCACAACUGGACACAGUCGCUAAUGAUUUACAGAUCUGUGUCCUAGUCGGCAGGAAAUCACCAUAACUAUCAAUUACUAGAUAUAGGAAGUCUGUAAAUGUCUGUAUAUAAGAUUAAUAAUGAAAUAAACCGUAUU
Molecule: messenger RNA, 2266 nt
Organism: Paralichthys olivaceus (Japanese flounder)
Lineage: Eukaryota; Metazoa; Chordata; Actinopteri; Pleuronectiformes; Paralichthyidae
Product: peptidase inhibitor 16
Cellular component (GO): extracellular region
Source: RefSeq, a predicted model, not a curated record